This is a messenger RNA of Cyclocybe aegerita, 1959 nucleotides long. Lineage: Eukaryota; Fungi; Basidiomycota; Agaricomycetes; Agaricales; Hemipholiotaceae. The record is from the annotation of a GenBank genome assembly.
AUGAACGACAUCUUCUCAGAUCUCAUCAAUAUUUCGGUUAUCAUCUACCUGGACGACAUUCUCAUUUACUCUUCAGAUCUCGCCUCGCACAAGGAACAUGUCAAGGAAGUGCUCCUACAUCUUCGGAAGCAUGGACUUUAUGCCUGGCCUGACAAGUGCGAAUGGCACGCCGAUCGUGUUGAGUACCUCGGCUAUAUUCUUUUGGCUGACGGUCUCUCCAUGGCAGCUGACAAGAAAGGUGUUCCCUUCAAGUUUUCUGACGAAGCCUGGGAAUUGUUCAACUACCUCAAGAAAGCCUUCACCACAGCUCCUGUCCUCACCCAAUGGAUCCCGGAUCAGCCCAUCAUCCUCGAAACUGACGCUUCCAACUAUGCCCUUGCUGCUAUCCUCUCUAUCGAGCUGACCAAUGGAGAAAUCCACCUGGUUGCUUUCCACUCCCGUAUGUUCAAUCCAACCAAACUCAACUAUGACGUCCACAACAAGGAACUUUUUGCGAUCUAUGAAUUGUUCCAGAUCUGGUGGCACUACCUGGAAGGCUCCGGCACUCCCAUCGACAUUGUUACCGACCACAAGAACCUUGAGUAUUUCGCUACCAUGAAACUCUUGAACUGUCAGCAGGCACGUUGGUCCGAGUACCUAAGUCAGUUCAACCUCAUCAUUCGCUUCCGACCCGGCAAGCUCGGCGCCAAACUGGAUGCCCUUACUAGACAAUGGGACGUCUACCUUAAAGAGGGAGGUAACGACUACGCCACUGUCAACCCUCACAACUUCUGUCCAGUAUUCACCCAGGAACAGCUGGCUAUGUCCCUCCGAGCGUCAACUCUGAUCACACCCUCUCUGCAUGGAGCUACCACCCUCAACAUCAAAAAGCUUCAUGCCGACAUCCAAGAAGCCCUUCUGAAUGAUCCGAUCUCUGCCGCUCAACUUCUGGCACCCUCUGACCCCAAGUUCACCUUUCCCCUGACAGCCUACUACUUCUCAAUGAUCAUAUCUUUGUUCCAGACGUUAACAACUUGCGGAUCCAACAAGACUCUCAAAUUGGUCCGACGAGAAUAUGCAUGGCCCAGCAUGCAUGACUUUGUCAAAGACUAUGUCAAUUCUUGUGUUAUCUGCAACCGAGUCAAGCCGCGCUGCCACAAGCCUUAUGGGCUCCUUAAGCAGCUUCCAGUUCCUGAGUGUCCUUGGAAUUCUAUAUCCAUGGACCUUAUUGAGAAGCUUCUGCCUUCCGCUGGUUUCACUGACAUCCUAGUCAUCAUCGAUAGGCUCACGAAGCAAGCCGUGUUCAUGCUGACACAUUCCGACCUCACAGCCGUCAAGUUGGCCGAGUUGUUCAUCCUCAAUGUAUUCUCCAAGCAUGGUGUCCCCUCUCACGUCACUUCUGAUCGUGGCUCCAAAUUUGUCUCGCACUUCUUCCGAGGCCUGGGUAAGGCUCUCGACAUAGAACUGCAUUUCACUUCUGGCUACCACCCAGAAGGUGACGGCCAGACGGAACACACCAACCAAACCUUGGAACAGUACCUUCGAACCUACUGCAACUACCAACAAGACAAUUGGGUCACUCUCCUUCUGCUUGCUGAAUUUGCCUACAACAAUGCUCCACAUGAUGCCACUGGCGUAUCGCCCUUCUUCGCCAACAAGGAGUUCACUGUUGACCUAGGAGAACUCCACGAGUUCCUUAAGGAAAACAUUCGCAAGUCUCAAAAGCGCUACCAAAAGGCAGCCAACAACCGAUGUCUUCCGGCUCCGAACUUCAAGAAGCUAGCUGAAAAGUUCCUCGGCCCAUACGAGAUCAUAGCCCAAGUAGGAUCUCAUUCCUUCACCCUCUGCCUUCCCCAGUCCAUGCGACUAGUCCAUCCGGUGUUCCAUGUCUCAAUGCUUGAGCCGUUCAAGCCGAGUACUAUUCCGAAUUGUGCCGUUGAGCUGCCGGCACCUGUCAAAAUCGAAGGUGAACUCGAGUAA